AUGUCAUCUUAUCAAUCAUAUAGUGGUGUCGCUUAUACAAAUCUAAGUUCAGCAGCAAGUUUCUCUGCUGAUCUGAUUGCACAUCGUGGUAUUUGGCGUAAAAUCAUAUCCAUAAUUGUGUUUAUGGGAUUUUUGAUUACAUCAUGGGCUACUAUUGUACUACAUGUGAUUAACUUUACAAAUGAAAGUAUUUUAGAGUUAUCUGUUUCAGUUUCGGUAUUAAUAGCUGGACAAUAUAUAAUAACGGGUAUUGUGGAUGGUAUCAUUUAUUGGAGACGUUGGAAUGCAUCAAGUCAACGUCAACGUACAAAAAUACAAGAACAAAAUAAAGAAGCAUGGGUGGUUAUGCGAAUUACAUUAACAAUUUUAGGAAUGGCUCCAAUUGCAAGAUAUAUUGAAUCUUUGGUCGUAGUAAGAAGAAUGGUUAGUUUAGAAAAACAAUAUAUGUCUGAAACAAUAGCCUUAGUUAAAGAAGUUCAACAACCAUCUAAUCUACCAAGUGGAUCAUUAAUUAGUGUACCAAUAACAAAUACUCAAUUAUCACAACAAAGGAAAACACCUGAUAUUACUAAUAAUCCAGCAAAAAUGAAACAGUUAGAUACUGGUCUUCAAUAUGUACGUCGUGUAAGACGUCAAUUUUGUCGUACAGAACAUGAUGCAGCUAUCAUAGCUUUAACUAGUGGUGUAAUUGGUGCUGGACCAUAUGCAAUAGCUCAAGGUAUAUUGUUUUAUAGAAGAGAAACAAUGCUGUUUUUUAUGACACUUGAUACAAAAAUUAUACUACUGAUAUGCACAAUAUUUUGUAUGUUAUGGAUAAGUACAAGUUUUACACAUUUUUAUCCAGUACAAUAUCAACAAAAUGAAUUAGAAUUUGAACGUGGUAUUAAACAAGUUCAUACUGGUGGUUUAAUAUUAUUAUUUAUUAUACAUUUAAUACAUAUUACAUUACGUUGUAUUUCAAUUGCAUUAUUUACUGGACGAUUUAAUUUAAUGAUAUUAAUUAUAUUAAUUGGACAUUUGAUAAUUGUUUUAAUAACAAUUAUCAUUGCUAGAAAAUAUACUACUCAUUUAGAUCAUUUAAAUCAAAGAACUAAUACACAUAGUGAUAUCUGUGGAAAUUUCUUCAUUGAUCUACUUCAUUCUUAUAUUAGUUUAUAUGAAUUUUUCAAUGCUGGUAUAAAGUAUACACGUACAAGAUAUUUAAUUUAUUAUUUAUUUUAUUAUAUAGAAAAUUCUAUAAUGAUUGGUCUAUGGUAUGAUUAUUAUCAAUAUCCUGAAUCAUGGUAUUAUUUACCAUGUUUAUUAGUUGUUAUAUUAGUACAAUUAUUAGGUUUUAUUCUAUUACAAAUAUAUCUUUAUAUUUAUUCAAAAUCACGACGUAAAACAACAUUGUGUGGAUUAUGUUUUAUGCAUAAAUCUACUGAGAUCGCACGAGGACAACAAAAAACUUUAACAGGUCUAAGAGGCGAUGAAUCUCUCUAUCAUGUUAAUCAUCAUCAUAAUUCAUCGUUAAGAACUGAUUUGAAUAUACCACAAUCAUUAAUAAAUCUAAAUCGACAACAAUCAAAUACAUUAUUAAACAGUUAUCCAUCUAUAGACAAUAUGAAUUAUACAAAAUCAUUACCUCCUAAACGUGUACACAAUGAUAGUGGUAUAUAUGAUCCAAUAUUUGGUGAACAAAUAAUACAAUCUGCUGUACCAAUUCAAUUACGUAAUCAUAGAAAUAAACAUCAACAAUUUAUAGAAAUGAAUAAAUCUAAACAAAAAUCAUUAUCUGAAUUAACUACUUCUAAUAAUUAUGAUAUACAAUCAAGAAUAAGUAAACAAUUCAAUGGUGGACCACAUCAUCAUAAACAAUUGGAUUCAUUUGAGAAUUAUAUAAAUUUAAGAAAGAAACCAUUAUCAUCUAGUGAAAGAUUAAUUUCACAUAGAAAUCAAUCAACAAAUAAACGAUUAUUACAAUCAAAAGAAAUACCAUCAUCCAUAGUAACUAAUAAUAAUGUACAAUGUUCAUCUGAUAAUAUGAUACAAUCAAGGAAAUUAAAUAAAAAUAUUAAUCAUCAUCAACAUCACCGGAAACAACAUUAUCAAGGUAUUAGAACAUCACAUCAUAAUAGUCAUACAGUAAGUAGUCGGACUAUAGAUAGACAAUACACUAUUCAUAAAGAAUAAAAUCAAUAUAUUGUAUUUGUGCGGAUUGAUUCUUAUUACUAUUAACGUACAUGUUUCCACUUGAAUACUAGUCUUCCAAAUUAUCAUAAAACUAAAUUGUAUUAAUGUUGUGAACGAGAACAUAUAUGAGAGACAACUACAAAAUUACAAAGUUCUUUGGUAAAAUGUGUAAACUAUACUUCAUUUUACAAAUCCUCCAUGAAUUGUCUUAAAUUUCAUCGUUCCCUCAUUGCUAUAAUAAUUACUCACUCUAUUCCC
This is a messenger RNA of Schistosoma intercalatum, 2430 nucleotides long. NCBI's taxonomy places the organism in Eukaryota, Metazoa, Platyhelminthes, Trematoda, Strigeidida, Schistosomatidae. The record is from the annotation of a GenBank genome assembly.